Messenger RNA from Auanema sp. JU1783, 909 nucleotides. The record is from the annotation of a GenBank genome assembly. NCBI's taxonomy places the organism in Eukaryota, Metazoa, Nematoda, Chromadorea, Rhabditida, Rhabditidae.
AUGAAGUGGAUCAUACUCAGUCUUGCUGUGGUUGGCAUUACUGCUUCAUCCAUUCAGUUUACUUCGCUCCCGAAAUCCAUUACACUUUCUGGAAAUGUUUUGAAAUCUUCAAAAGUAUCCGAUCUUAAUGCCAAUAUUUUGGGACUCACAACUAACCCUGUGCAAGGCAUUGAAAUUGAGACUGAUCUUUUCAGUAGACCUCAUGCUAUUGCUGCAUUUUAUGUAGAAGGAGUUGAUACUGUGAGCGAUAAUGCACAAUCUUUUACUUUAGAGGACAACGGGUUGGACCUCAUCUCUUUAGAUUCAAAGUUGGCCCUAACUUUUGGAGCUGAUCGUGAAUUCGCCCAAACUAGCAGAAGCGGAGUAAGUGGUUCUUCAAUCGCCGGGCUCGCUACCGAACAGACAGUUGAUGCAUCCAUUAUCAAAACAAAGAUCGAGAGUCUCCGUUCUGAGCUAGUGCAAGUCUACAAGUUGGCUAAAGCGAUCCGCUCUCAAAGUGCUAAAUUCGAAAUUUCUGAAACCGCUGACGUCUAUCGCGUAGAUAUUAAGAGCUUGUCCGGUUUGAAUCUCUCCGAUGAUGAACGUGCUACUGCUAUUGCUGAUAUCAACAAUGCUGUUCAAGAACUCACUUCUGCACUUUCUAACGUUUACGGCGAACAAGUAGUUGUAGAGAUCAUUGCCCUCUCUUCAGCCAUCAAAAACGCUGAAGUUGAAAAUCACAAAAUCUCGAAAAGAGAUGUAACUCCUGUUACUGCUACCGAUCAGAAACUCGCUCAGUACCGUAAAACUUUCAAUGUUUCUGUCUUCACUUCAUCAGAUUACCCAGCAAUCUUCGCUAUCUUCCUCGGAACUAGUUUAGCCUUAGUCCUCGCUGUCCUUUAUGCCACUGUUGGAAUGAUGACUAUGGAC